Molecule: messenger RNA, 937 nt
Organism: Leptinotarsa decemlineata (Colorado potato beetle)
Lineage: Eukaryota; Metazoa; Arthropoda; Insecta; Coleoptera; Chrysomelidae
Source: RefSeq, a predicted model, not a curated record
UUUAUCAUAUAAAUAUUAGAACAACGAAGAAGGAAUCACUACCACCAAGUUUCCGAAGUUGAGUAGCUGUAGAUUUGCGCCAAUCUGAAGAUGUUCAAGUUUUUCGUGAUAGUUGCUUCUGUCGCUGCCAUAUCUUCUGCGGGUAAGGUAGGAUUCGAGCAAGAAAACGUAGUUCUUGAUCCACAUCCUUCAGCAAGCUUCAGCUACAGCAGUUCCUUCGGAAAAGGAGAUUUUGGUGGAUAUGAUAUUGGUAAAGGUAGCAAUGGAGCAGUUCUUUCCAGUUUGGCACACAGUUCAGCAGUACAGGCAAAAAAUGCCGUUCAAAAUCAGCACACUGCUGGAAGUCAAGCUGCUCAUGAAGUCAAAAACAAUUUAGCAAGCGUUGCAAUUGGUGCAGCUCAAGCCGCUCAAGCAGCUUUAGUGGGAAAACAAGCCCUUGUAGGAAACCUGAAAGCCCAACUUGCAGAAGCUCAGAGCCAACUCCAGGUCGAAAUUGCUCAAUACCAACAAACUGAAGCAGCAGUACGUGCUGCGGAAGAAGCCGCUGCUCAGGCGCAAAACCAAGUCAAUACUCUUUCAGCUGCCCUCGCUGCUGCUCAAGGAGGAAGUCAACAUGCAUCCCAGGCUGCAGCUGAGGCUGCCAAUGCUGCUGCAUCUCAGCACGCUAUGAUUGCAGAAGCCAAGCAACGUUUGAAUCAAGUUCUUUCCCAACUACAGUCCGCUUUGAGAGAAUUGCAAGAUACCGAAGCAUCGGCUCAAAAAGCAGCCGCAGCCGCUCACUCCGCACAGUCGAAUGCCGCAGCUGCUGGAGCUGCAGUAGCAGCUAGUGCAUCGAAAGGUGGUUUCAGCGGUUAUGGUCAUGGGUGGUAGAACCAUUAUUUAAUUGCAUUAAGAACCCAGUGAUACUUUUCAGAAUAAUACAUUUUUUUACAUCUCA